AUGUACACUCUCAAUUCAACUUCCCUGCGCCACGGUCCAAAGCAGUCACAACAACAACAACAACAACAAAAAGUACAAAAAGUACAAAAAAAACAAGAAGAGCCAUUGCCUCCGUAUCCUGGUUUCCCCAUUGUAGACCCUGCCGGGACGGUACUCUUGGCUCAGACCCCGACGCCUAUUGGAAUGACUGCACACAUGGCCCCCAGGAUCCCAGACGCCGGCGUGCCACUCACAGAGCCGCUGAGAAUAAAUCAACAGCAAGAGGGGCAGCUGAAGAUGUCACUGCAACAACAACGGAUGCAGGAGGAACUUAUUCUGCAAAAGCAGAAGGUACAGCAAGAGUUGGAAAAACAACAGCUGAAGAUACAGCAACUGCUGCAGAAAAGCCAGAUGCAGGGUGGGGUAUUCAUGGCGCAGUCUCAGCACUCAAAUACGCGAGAGGAUUCGCAUCAAUUAGCUCAACCACAACAACAAAUUCAGCAACAAGGCAUUCAACAACAACAACAGCGUCAGGGCGGACCCCACUUAGUUCAACAGGGAAAUGAACGGGAGCUAUUACAGCAGUUGGCCCAACAGCAACAACAACAACAACAACAACAACAGCAACAGCAGCGUCAG
Trypanosoma theileri is the source of this 618-nucleotide messenger RNA. RefSeq lists its product as uncharacterized. The record is from RefSeq and is a predicted model, not a curated record. The transcript has a single exon. Lineage: Eukaryota; Euglenozoa; Kinetoplastea; Trypanosomatida; Trypanosomatidae. The annotation marks the transcript as partial.